UAUGAAAACGGAAGAGGGGAAAUAUCAAACAAAGGCACAGUGAAAUAUGCAACAACACGUGCUGGGGAGAGCGAGUCAUGGUGCAACACAGAGGCUGUGGAGUUGGGGGGUGGGAUGGGGGGACGGGUAUGGAGGGACGCAGAGAGGGGGGGGGAGGGAAUAGGGCCUAGAUGGCGCAGAGGAGCUUGUUAGUGAUACCUUACCCUCAUCUCUAUUUUUUUUUUCUAUGUUUUUUCUUUCUUCUGUGUGUCCUUUCGUAACUCUUUCUCUCGUGUGUAUUAUCCUUUUUUGUCGUUCUUUGCUUUUUUAGAUUUAUCAGAAGACUGUGAAGUCUGUCCUUUCAAAUCAUUGCCACAUAGUACUGUUUUUUCGAUCCUAUUAUUUAAUUCGCUCACUCCAUUUUUUUACUUUUUUUUUCUUCGUGUAUUUUAAUUUGUUGUUAAUUAUAUAAUAACGAAAAUGAAUUCUUAUUCGAAAGAAAAUAUGAACACGGAUCUACCAAGCAUUCAUUUGACACCAGACUCAAGACGCGUUCACCGAGAGAAUACGUGUUCAGUACAAGUAUGUCACGUAUUGUUCGUGUACAUACUCACUGGGACUUAAAAGUAAAUGUAAAAUAGGCCGUAACAAGACAUAAUUACGUAAUGUAAAGUACGUUGAAUUGAGAGACUUGCGUUGAUGAUAUUAUGUAUAAUAUAUUUUUUUGUUUUUUGGGGGGUUAUGUUUGUGAUGCUGGUAUAGUCUGUAAUGCCUAGUCGGGGUGAAGAGGGACAUGAUAGCAUCAUGAUGGUCGUGAAAGUCUGGUUGAUGGCCGGUAACAGUGGCAGUAUCUUGAUUAUGUUUCUCCGGUGUAGAUUUAUGGUUCUCUGUACGCAGAGGGGGUCAGUGUGACUAUUUUGGUAAUGACGAUAAUGGCAGUGUAAAUGAGCAUGGACACGUUUGGAGAUCGUGUGAAUGCUUGUGGUGAGAAAAAUGCUCGAUUGUGGUAAAGGUGGAGGGGCUGUAGCCGAGGCAACAACGUGGCGCGGAGGCGAGAAGGCGGGGUUUGCCCCAGACAGCGUGUCUGGGCGUUCAAGAGGGUAGGCUGGAACGCGCACAACGUGGUGAUAGAGUUUGCCCCGCGUCCCGGGGUGUUAGCAGUAGGCCACAAGGUUGCAGCAAGACGCAUCCCAAUCCUUCCGCCGAGAGAAAACUCAUCCAGCAGCUACAUCCGGAAACACACGAAGGUCUACCAGCGAUAAAAAAAAUUAUGGCAUCAUUUGACAACCUCUAACAACAGAGAGAAGAUACAAGGAAAUAGAGACCCAGGAAAUAAAGACUUCAAAUGUCAAAAAUCCUAUAGAGAAAGAAGAAGAAGAAGAAAAAGAAAAGACGAAGAAGAAGAAGAAAAGACGAAGAAGAAGAAGAAAAAAAGAAGAAAAGACGAAGAAGAUGAUGAUGAUGAAGAAAAAGAAGAAAAAAAGACGAAGAAAAUGAUGAAGAAAAAGGAGAUGACUGUCUUGCUCAAUGCGGAAGCACAUGUGUUGCAUUUGUAAAUUUCUUUGCACUCGCCAACAACUGCAUUUUUCUCGAUUAACUAUUUUAUUCUUUAACGAACGUUAUACAAGUACCUAAAGCUUGUACGCAAAUAUGACUGAAGGAGAUAUAAUGGAAUCGUAUCAUAUGUUAUUGUAUAUAGUCAGAGCGUAGGAAUAAAAAGAAACAAACAAACAAAGGGAAAUUGAAAAUAAAUAAAACACUCAUAAGAAGAAGAAAAAUACAGUUUAGUGCACCUCUGUGUUUUGGAUCUAUAAGCACUGUGAAUGAGCCAUAUUUAUGAUUAUUUUCUCCUCCACGUUAUUAUUUUUAAGUUUGUUGCGGAAAAUUUCUCUUUAAAAUUCCCGCGAAAAUGUCACUGUUUUCCUUGUCUCUCUUGCGUCCGAAGCGCAUUGUGACUUUGGCUUCAAUCUUACAAGUGAAUUCUAAACUUAAAAUUCGGCGCUAUCGCUGACUCACAGAAGAAUCUAAUUAUAAAAGAUACAAGUAUUAGAAUAUCAGCACGCGAAUGAUAAUUAUCUAUAAUGUAUUUAAAGUAUACUAAACAUAGACUUUUUACCAUCACAGUUCAAACGAAAAGACACAAACAAUCAGUGAGUACAAAUUCCUUCAACAAAUUGCAAAUCUACAAAAAAUGCAGCAAUAAGCAAGUGUUAUACAUCGAGAAGAUAUCAAAGAGAAGCAAAACUGGACUCUCAGAAUGGAUGAUCCCAUGUGCAGUAUCCCUCACAGUAGGGAUGACAGUAAUGGGGGUCAAAUGGAAGCUGCUGUUGAAGAACUUGGCAGCAUGUUUGGACAUCAGGUUACGAGGGAGGAGAUGAUGGAGGUGCUGCUUGCUAACAAUUAUGACCUGAAUUCGUCCAUUAGUGCUCUUAUUCAAAAGGGAAACAGACAGUCACCAGACAGAAGAUAUGAAAGUAGACAAGGUGACUACAUUGGUGUUCAGUAUGACUUGCCUGAUGCUUAUUGUUAUGAAUCAGCUCUUUUUUUUGGAAAGUGCACAUGUGAACGCUUGCCAGUGAAGCGCCUGAUCAAGGAGUGGUACAUCGAUAUUGUGAAGAAGCGUGGAACUGACAAGCGAAAGCAGAAUAUAGGGCGGAGCCUUGCCCGCUCCCGAAAUGUGAGUCAGUGCAGUGCCGAUUCAACUGUCACAAACAGCAUGGAUAGUCAUGAUAUAGGGGAGUCAAGUCAGGAUCUGAGUGAGGAUAGUCAAGAUAUCAUACCAGAUUUCUUUGACAUGGAAAUGGAAAGUGAUUAUGAGAACACAUCAAGUACAAGUGCUUCUAGACAACAGACUUCAGGCAACUCAAGGGGCUGUUCUCAGGAGGAUGCAUUGCCAUUAGAGAUUCCUCCGCUUACUUUGAAGGUGAACAGUACAACAGAUUCUAAGUGUGUUGCAGAUAAACCUGUCUCUUUGAGCAAUGGCAUCCCAAUCCCCAAGCUACCAAAAGAAAGACCAGAGAGAGAAUACAAUUUCUCCAUUCCUCCAGUAAGCUCAUGUUCUGCUGUGUACUCUGGUCCUAGUUUGGCAUUCCUUGUUCAGUCAAAAGAAGAAACCCCAAGUCCCAACUUUUUACCCCAACCUUUGUCAAGUCAUGAAAGUACUGGCCCAAGUUUGUCAACUUUAGCUCAGUCACAUCUUGAAAAUGCUGCCCCAGGCUUGUCAUCUCUUGCUCAGUCUCACCAGAAAAGCACUGGUCCUGGUCAGUCAUUACAGGCUCUAUCUCAUUCAGGACAGUCUGGUCAUGGUUUACUUACUGCAUUGCAGCCAUCUUUGGAAAUUAGUGGGCCUAAUCUCUCAAGCUUGGCAGAGUCCAAGCUAGGGCCUAGUUUGUCAAGCCUACAGUCCAAUCUGGAAGGUACUGGUCCCAGUCUUAAUAGCAUUGUCAGCCAAGAAAGCAUUAGGCCAGGUCUUCCAAGCUUUGCUCAGUAUAGCCAAAUAAACAGUGGGCUUGGUCUUGCCAGUCUAGCUCAGUCAGCUGUAGGAGACACUGGGCCUAGUAUUUCAAGCCUUGCUCAGUGUAAUCAAGCAGGCGUUGGGCUUAGUCUCGCUAGCCUAGCGCAGUCUAACUUAGGAAACACGGGACUUAAUGCCUCCUAG
Penaeus monodon (black tiger shrimp) is the source of this 3637-nucleotide messenger RNA. RefSeq lists its product as uncharacterized. The record is from RefSeq and is a predicted model, not a curated record. NCBI's taxonomy places the organism in Eukaryota, Metazoa, Arthropoda, Malacostraca, Decapoda, Penaeidae. The transcript is spliced from 6 exons. The coding region runs from base 2237 to 3637 and encodes 466 amino acids.